AUGAAGAAGGAGCAGGUUGUCAACUGUCAGUUCUCGGUCUGGUACCCAUUAUUUAAGAAACAUACGAUUAAAAGUGUGAUCCUUCCGUUGCCUCAGAAUGUAAUCGACUACUUGCUUGACGAUGGUACACUGGUCGUCUCAGGAAGUGAACUCACCAGUCAGUCCUCACGCACCAACAACAGUGACUCUGAAGAAGAAGAAGACAUUCAGUGGUCUGAUGAUGAGACAACAACAACAGUGACGGCACCAGAGUUCCCAGAAUUCAACUCCAAGGUACAAGAAGCUAUAAAUGCCCUGGGUGGGCGUGUGUUUCCCAAACUGAACUGGAGCGCUCCUCGAGAUGCAAACUGGAUUGCUCUGAAUAGUUCUUUGCAGUGCCAGAGUCUUAGUGAUAUCUUCCUGCUUUUUAAGAGCUCAGACUUCAUCACACAUGACCUUACACAGCCGUUCAUUCAUUGCAGUGAUGACUCCCCUGAUCCAGUCAUAAAUUAUGAGCUGGUGUUGAGGAAAUGGAGUGAACUAAUUCCAGGGGGCGAGUAUCGAUGCUUUGUGAAGGAGAACAAACUAAUUGGAAUCUCUCAGAGAGACUACACACAGCACUACCAGCACAUCUCCAAACAGGAGGCUAGCAUAUCUUCCUCCAUACAAGAGUUCUUCAGGGACCACAUCCAGUACCAGUUCCCCGAUGAAGACUUUGUCUUGGAUGUGUACAGAGACAGCAGGGGACGAGUGUGGUUAAUUGACUUGAACCCCUUUGGGGAGGUCACUGACUCUCUGCUCUUCACCUGGGAGGAGUUGACCUCUGGAAAUAGUCUAACAGACAAUCAGACAGGAGAAGAUACAGCACUACAGGAGUGUCCGGCAUUCAGGUACACCACCAGUGAGGUGACAGUUCAACCGAGCCCCUGCUUGUCCUACAGAAUCCCACGGGACUUUCUGGAUUUGUCCACUGGAGAGGAUGCAUAUAAACUCAUCGACUUCCUCAAACUGAAGAAAGGUCAGCAAGAGGAGGAGUCAGACGAAGAGGACGCGGGACCUCAGUCAUAACUGAGCAGAGAAAAGACCCGAAAAGGAGUCAGACGAGAGAGAUUUUUUGUCUUUUAUUGCACCUGUUCUUUCCCUUAGCAUUUGACACCCCCUGCUGUCUUUUCCAUUGAGGAAGUUGUACGGUGCCCCAUCACAUUUGUAGAGACUGUGUCAGGAGUCCUAAGCAAUAAUAAUGGGAAUGAAUAAUGAUGUGAUGUAAUGAUGUGAUAUAUGGGGUGAGAGUGCUCCCUGACGACUCUGCUGUGUCUUUGACACAGCCUCACGUUAAUGGUUAUGUGUCUUUCACAAAAUGCUCUUUUGGUUCAUUCCUCCCCAGGGUUUGAAAAUA
Molecule: messenger RNA, 1375 nt
Organism: Chanos chanos (milkfish)
Lineage: Eukaryota; Metazoa; Chordata; Actinopteri; Gonorynchiformes; Chanidae
Gene: cdc123
Product: cell division cycle 123 homolog (S. cerevisiae)
Exons: 13
Coding region: 1-1047 (348 amino acids)
Cellular component (GO): cytoplasm
Source: RefSeq, a predicted model, not a curated record